Impatiens glandulifera is the source of this 3383-nucleotide messenger RNA. Its product is annotated as DNA repair endonuclease UVH1. Gene Ontology annotation, molecular function: single-stranded DNA binding; single-stranded DNA endonuclease activity; damaged DNA binding. Gene Ontology annotation, cellular component: nucleotide-excision repair factor 1 complex. NCBI's taxonomy places the organism in Eukaryota, Viridiplantae, Streptophyta, Magnoliopsida, Ericales, Balsaminaceae. The transcript has 9 exons. The coding region runs from base 130 to 3003 and encodes 957 amino acids. Gene Ontology annotation, biological process: nucleotide-excision repair involved in interstrand cross-link repair; resolution of meiotic recombination intermediates; double-strand break repair via homologous recombination. The record is from RefSeq and is a predicted model, not a curated record.
CGAAAAAAGAAACAUUAAUCCCCUUCUCGUUCAAGUUCCCGCCCUGCCUUUCGCCUAUUUCAUCCUCAACGAAAUGAUUUAGAACUUAGAACCGUCAUUUCUAAAGGAAGAAUUCAAAACAACGGCAAAAUGUUGCAGUUUCACGAGCAAAUCAUCACUGAUCUUCUGGAGGAUCCUACAGGCGGUCUGGUAGUUAUCUCCACUGGUCUUGGCCUUCAAAAGCUCAUCGCCUCCCUCCUUACCCGCCAUGACCCUUCUCAGGGAACACUUCUGAUCCUUUCUGCCACUCCUUCCCAAAAAUCUUCUACACUGUCUUCUCUUGACCGAAACCCUAGUUCCGACGAGGAUGCUAAUAUGCCUUCUGAAAUCACUUCCGACCUCCCUGCUAAUAGUCGUCUCUUUCUUUACAAUUCAGGAAACGCGUUCUUCAUCACUUCAAGAAUUCUCAUCGUUGAUCUCUUAACUUCUCGUCUUCCAGUGACUUCAGUGGCCGGAUUGAUAAUACUCAAUGCUCAUCUGCUAUCUGAAACUUCUACAGAGGCUUUUAUCGUGCGUAUCUUGCGGUCCUCAAAUAAGUCGUUAUAUAUUCGAGCAUUUUCGGACAAGCCGAAUGCUAUGGUUUCUGGGUUUGCGAAGGUGGAACGGACAUUGAAGUGUUUGUAUUUGAGAAAACUGCAUCUGUGGCCUCGAUUUCAUGUGUAUGUGUCGCAGGACUUGGAGAGGGAUCCACCGGAGGUGGUAGACCUUAGGGUUCCUAUGACGGCAAACAUGAGGGGAAUCCAGAAGGCGGUCAUUGAGGUGAUGGAUGCUUGUUUGAAGGAGAUGAGGAGGACUAACAAGGUUGAUGUUGAAGAUUUGACUGUAGAAAACGGGUUGUUUAAGUCUUUUGACGAAAUUGUGAGGAGGCAGCUUGAUCCCAUUUGGCAUACAUUGGGAAAGAAGACGAAGCAACUUGUCUCAGAUUUGAGAACACUGAGGAAACUGUUAGAUUAUCUUGUUAGGUAUGAUGCUGUGACUUAUUUGAAGUUCUUGGAUUCGCUGAGGGUGUCAGAGAAUUUUCGAUCUGUUUGGAUAUUUGCAGAAUCAAGUUAUAAGAUAUUUGAACUAGCAAAAAAACGUGUCUAUCGAUUUGGGAGGUCACAUGGUGGAGAUUUGAGUGCCCAAAAGAAAACUGUGGCAGUCAAAAAGAGAAAACUAAAGGAUAUUGUUAAAGAGAAAAACGAUUCUCCGUCUGAAAACACAAGUUCUGAAGUUGUCUUGGAGGAAGUAUUGGAGGUGCCACCAAAGUGGAAGAUGUUACGUGAGGUCCUUAAAGAGAUAGAAGAGGAAAGACAAAAACAAGUUACAGAUAAAGAGGACAACAACAACGGAAUUGUUUUAGUUGUGUGCAAGGAUGAACGCUCCUGCAUGCAGCUUGAGAAUUUUAUCAUGAAUGGUCCACACAAGGUCAUGCGAGAUGAAUGGGAGAAUUAUUUGCUCAGCAAAGUGGAAGUUCAUGCCUUGCCAAAACAUAACUAUAAAAAAAAAUCAAAAGACCCCAAAGGCUUUGGGAUACUUAAUGGAAUUAUGUCUACAACAUCUGGACAGAAUGCUGAGCCUAGCAGCCUUAACAAACAAGAAAACGAUCUUCUGAUCGCAGCCGCAACAAAGCUAAGGAAACAAAAGGAUGUUUUAGUUGUAGACGAUCCUAUAUCUUCUGAACCAAUCAAAGGAUGUGGGAGAGGAAAGAAGAAAGGAAGUAACAAAAGUGCAAUCAUGGAAAAUCAGAAAACGUCAGCUGCUGGAUCGAGAAACGAGGCUGAUACUGCAGCUGUAGAUAAUGUAGACGAGGGUUUAUCUAAAGGUCUUCCUACUGAUUGUUGCGUUCUCCGGAAGCAUAGUGACGAUUUAACUGCGGACUCCUCAAAAGAUGAAAAGCUGUGUUUACCUAUACACUUUUACGCUAUUGAAAGUGAUCAGCAUAUUCUUGAUGUUUUAAUGCCAUCUGUUAUCAUCGCUUACCAUCCUGACAUGGCAUUUGUUAGGGAAGUUGAAAUCUAUAAAGCUGGAGGUUGUUCAAGUGAUUUAAAAGUUUAUUUUCUCUUCUACGAUGAGUCUACAGAGGUACAAAAAUUUGAAGCCAGUAUACGCAGGGAGAAUGGAGCCUUUGAAUCCUUGAUUAGGCAGAAAUCCAUGAUGACAAUUCCAGUUGAUCAGGAUGGAAAAUGUUUAGGGCCAAGUUCAUCUGUUGAGCCAGAGUCCAUACAUUCACAAAAUCUUGUAACCAGAAAAGCAGGCGGAAGAAAAGAAGUUGAGAAAGAAACGCAAGUUAUUGUGGACAUGAGGGAAUUCAUGAGUAGCUUACCAAACGUACUCCACCAGAAGGGAAUGCGGAUUAUACCCGUGACCUUAGAAGUUGGGGAUUAUAUUCUUUCACCUUCAAUAUGUGUUGAGAGAAAGAGUAUCCAGGACCUUUUUGGUAGCUUCUCCUCUGGUCGCCUCUAUCACCAAGUGGAGGCGAUGGUGCGUUAUUAUCGGAUACCUGUUCUUCUUAUAGAGUUUUCCCAAGAUAAAAGCUUCUCAUUUCAGUCUGCAAGUGAUAUUGGCGAUGAUGUGACACCUAAUAACAUUAUAUCCAAAUUGUCACUGCUUGCACUACAUUUUCCUCGACUACGCAUUGUCUGGUCACGUAGCUUGCAUGCAACUGCCGAAAUAUUUAGUUCCUUGAAAGCCAAUCAGGAUGAACCCGACGAAUCCAAGGCAAUUCGAGUUGGAGUCCCUUCGGAAGAGGGUAUUAUAGAAAAUGACGUAAGGGCUGAGAUUUACAACACAUCUGCAAUGGAAUUCUUGAGACGAUUACCGGGUGUUACAGAUUCUAACUAUAGGGUUAUAAUGGAUAACUGCAAUAGCUUGUCAGAACUUUCAAUGCUUCCUGUAGAGAGGCUUGCCGAGCUGAUGGAUGGUUUAAAAGCCGCCAAGACAUUGAGGGAUUUUCUUGAUGCCAAGUACCCGACAUUGCAUUAAGGGGAUGGGACUAUAAGGUAAAAAUUUCUAUAGUUUAUAGAAAGUUUUUUCUUUUCUUUAUAGGAAAUGGUCACGAAAGUUCGAACCCGAACUUUGUGAUUAUGUGAAAGUAAUGUCAAGAUUUAUUGUUUCUUGACUUUUUAGAUGUAUGUGUAUAUUUUUCCUUCAUUAUUUUGUAAUGUUGAUUGAUUAUGUUGAGUAGAAAUUUGAAAGCUUUGUAUAACAUUUGUUGGUGUGAAGGAUUGUAAUAUUUACUGACGGUUGAAAAAGAACUCAUGCCUUUUUUUUUUUUUUUAUACAAAUCUAAUUAUUGACUUUUAGAAAUAUAUUUUACAUGAUUGUAUGAUGUUUUGUAAUCUUACUAUUUUGAUCUAUUUUGU